Molecule: messenger RNA, 1068 nt
Organism: Echinostoma caproni
Lineage: Eukaryota; Metazoa; Platyhelminthes; Trematoda; Plagiorchiida; Echinostomatidae
Source: the annotation of a GenBank genome assembly
AUGCGCGAUCUGGUAUUCUUGGGUACUGCUUCUGGCUAUCCUUCUCCGCACAGAGGUGCAUCGGGUCUGAUUCUCCGUGAUUUGCAAAAUGGCGAUCACUGGUUGUUUGAUUGUGGCGAGGGAACACAAAUUCAGGCUCAAAAAUGUUCAAAUGUUCGUUUAGGGCGCAUCUGCAACAUAUUCAUUUCCCAUUUACAUGGGGAUCAUAUGUAUGGAUUGCCUGGUUUGUUAUGCACAAUCGAUCAGAAAGGAGCUGCUGGAGACUUGGAGCUUCCCGUACAAGCAUGUUCCGAUCGUCAUGCCUCCGUCAAUAUCUACGGUCCUAAAGGAUUGCGCAAGUAUCUUCGUCUCUCUCUUGCUCUAUCUCGAUCGCGACUGAAUUAUACCUUUGCCGUUCACGAACUAGUCAUGCGGGACGAACAUCGACCAGACGGGUGGGAAGAAUGGGUCAGUUUAGAAGCCGACCCCUCCACAGAUCCUCCCCUUCGCUGUGAAAUACCUGGACGGGACAUCGAGGCUCAUUCGGACGGUUUCUGGUAUGAUGUCUUGGCCAACAAUCAGGAUGGCACAGUGGUCCACGCGAUGGCAUUACGACACACAAUACCAUCUGUUGGUUGGCUAAUUUUGCGACCGGAACAGCAAAGAACGCUCUGUGUGGAUACCGCCAGAUCACUUGGCGUUCCGGAUGGUCCGUUGAUGGGUCAGUUGAAACGAGGCCAAAAUGUUGUGAUCGACGGGAAACUUGUCGAACCCGAUCAGGUGUUGCAACCACCACUCCGAGGACAUCGUAUCGCUAUCAUGGGAGACUCGUACGAUUCUGAAUCGCUUGACUGCUUGUUGCGGUCUUUAGCGAAGAACGGUACACUCUCCAGUACUCAACUGGACAUCCUGGUGCACGAGACCACUUUUCAAAACUCAAUGGCUGCCGAGGCUAUGCAGAAGGGACACUCUACACCAGGUUAUGUGGCCGAAUUGGCUACGAAAUUGGAUGUACAGUUGCUGAUUCUCACGCACUUCAGUCACCGAUAUGCACCAGUCGGACGAGUGGAAGGUGAUACAGGUUGGUGA